Daphnia carinata is the source of this 639-nucleotide messenger RNA. RefSeq names its product alpha-crystallin A chain-like. The record is from RefSeq and is a predicted model, not a curated record. Gene Ontology annotation, molecular function: protein folding chaperone. The transcript is spliced from 7 exons. Bases 120 to 632 code for a protein of 170 amino acids. Gene Ontology annotation, biological process: response to heat; protein refolding. NCBI's taxonomy places the organism in Eukaryota, Metazoa, Arthropoda, Branchiopoda, Diplostraca, Daphniidae.
GUUGAGCUCUCGUCCCAUUCAGACUCAAUAUAAAAGAGAGUAUUGUCUCGUGAUUUCGUUAGUAAGCUGCUUCUCGGUGUAGUCAUUUCAUCUACGUCUAAACUUUCCUACCUGUAAUCAUGUCUCUUCUACCUUUUACUGAUUUCGACAACCUGAUAGAUCCUUUCCAAUCAUUUGGACCGCUCCAAACAUUCGAUCCGUUCGUCGGCAGGUACAACAUAGUCCCGCGGUCAAUGAGACAAUCGAUGAACCGCAUGAAUCAGGAACUUGGAAGAUUGCUAUCCAGCGUCAAGGAAGACGAUAAAUCAUUCCAGGUCAUGGUCGAUGUGUCUCAGUUUCAGCCAAACGAAAUCACGGUAAAAACGACCGACAAUAACAUUAUUGUUCACGGUAAGCACGAAGAACGUAACGAUCAGUUCGGCACCGUUUCACGAGAAUUCCGUCGCCGGAUUACUAUACCGCAGGGAGUUAAUCCUGAAUCGGUAACUUCAACUAUGUCUCCUGAAGGCAUUCUGACUGUCAUGGCCCCGAAGAUGAUGUUAGAAGGUUCGAAAGAGCGAGUUAUCCCUAUAACAAUGGCUCCGCAAGCUGGAUCAAGCGCUCAACCAACUCCAGCAGUUCAAGGAAAAUAAGUUUUUA